CUCGUAUAUUUUUCAAUUUAAUUUGACGAGUAUUUCGCCUUGCGUUUUAACUAAUUUCAGCAACACAAUCAAAUUAAGGGGAUGCGUCACUGGUUUUUAAUUUAAUCYGUACUUCCCUUCGUCAAUUUGAGAUUCAUUUCGGCUAACGGAAGCUCUUUCAAUCCAAUGCAAUAAUACAGAACUACACACUUGGAAACACUCAGAUCAGGACAUUCCUUUAACAGUACUUAACGUCUGGUUACGUCGAUUUARAUGUCAGUGAGAGGAUGAAUUCGACAGAGAAAAAUUAUGCCAACCUUGAAAGGAUCUACAGCAAAGUCGAGGUGUUUUCUGCRUAUAUCUUGAUAGUGUUGUCACCAGUUACUGUGAUUACAAAUGGAGCUUUUCUUUUAGUCUURUACAGAAAUACAAGAAUCUUCAGAAAGACUCCAACAAUUGCAUUCAUAGUGGGCCUGUCUCUUGCCGACUUCUUCACAGGUUUGCUGGUCGAACCAGCCUUUGCUGCKCACUAUUUCCUGAUGUAUUACAAACCUAACUCAAGCUCAUUGAAAACAACRAAACUAAUAUACAUUAUAGGAGGAACAAUCUCAACUAUAGCGAUCAGUACAUCUUAUGUUACAGUCUUAGCAAUGUCACUAUCCCAAUAUAUUGCUAUCAGAUACCCACAUAGAUAYAAAUCUAUUAUAACUACAAAGCGAGUCAUCCGUCUUCUUGUUCUUAGCGGCUUUUACUUUUUGGCGUUUAGCUUAAUCCAGUACACAGGAAUCAGUCGCCGUAAAUUCCUUCUGAUGGACGCUAUACUUCAUCCGACCUUAAUUUCAUGUUGUCUUAUAGUAGUUCAAGUCCUUAUCCAUCAAGCAUUUAAAAAACACGUUGCAAAGCCAGCACGAACRAGGAUGGACACACUCCAAUUCAGAGAAACACCAGGCUUUAGUCCUUCUACUAGCCAUACGACAAGAGCAGGUACACCUAUAAAAUUACCUAAAGCAAAUUCUAUCAUUGUAACUGAUAGCGCUGGAUUGUGCGUCAAAACGACGAAGUCAAAAGAUUUAUUGGAUAACGAUGAGRCUAAAGUGAGCGCAAAGAAACCCAAGUUGAARCCCACUAAAAAAUCUAUAAAACAAUCUGURCUUGACGGCGAARUUUAUGAAAUGGAUKCAGUAAAAACUUCUACCACCCAGGAAACAAARCCMAACGAGAUCUACUCAUCGUUAAGACGAAAAAAAGCUCCAGUUGAAAAACAAUUCGCAGUAAUGAGUUUUUACUUGUCAGCAAUAUUAUUAGUUUCGUCCAUUUCUCAUGCAAUAGCGUUUUAUAUCUUUCUACUAAAAACACCCGAAAGUUUUAGUGAAAAUGUAAGUAUCCACAUCGCACUUAGAGUKACUGACGUAAUGUUGUUCAUCAAGGUUUGUUUAGAUGCAUUUAUCUUUGCCUGGAGGCUGCCAGGUUUUAAAACAAUCUGGAAAACUACUGGUGCUAGUGUAUUAUGGACACCUCAGAAAAUAUGAGCAAUUCUAGMGAUCCGACUCAAUCACAGAAAAACAGGAAAACGAUAGCAAAACGACG
Exaiptasia diaphana is the source of this 1566-nucleotide messenger RNA. RefSeq lists its product as uncharacterized. Gene Ontology annotation, molecular function: G protein-coupled receptor activity. The transcript has a single exon. The record is from RefSeq and is a predicted model, not a curated record. Bases 267 to 1508 code for a protein of 413 amino acids. Gene Ontology annotation, cellular component: membrane. Lineage: Eukaryota; Metazoa; Cnidaria; Anthozoa; Actiniaria; Aiptasiidae. Gene Ontology annotation, biological process: G protein-coupled receptor signaling pathway.